Molecule: messenger RNA, 987 nt
Organism: Anoplophora glabripennis (Asian longhorned beetle)
Lineage: Eukaryota; Metazoa; Arthropoda; Insecta; Coleoptera; Cerambycidae
Exons: 6
Coding region: 1-987 (328 amino acids)
Biological process (GO): sensory perception of smell; detection of chemical stimulus involved in sensory perception of smell
Cellular component (GO): plasma membrane
Molecular function (GO): olfactory receptor activity; odorant binding
Source: RefSeq, a predicted model, not a curated record
AUGUUUUUUUUUAAUUUGGUAUACCUUCUUGCGUGCAUUUUGUUAAUAAAUAAAAAUUUUAAUGGAGCAAUGGGCCUUUCUCUGGGCAUAGCGAGCAUGAACGAAUUCUUCACCUUCCGAGAGGUGGUUUUCCAGUACUGCUGGUCGAUAAACUCAGCGGGUCCCGAAAUCCAAAAGAAAAUCCAGAAAGACUGCAAGACCAUAAAGCAGCUCUGCUUUUUCGUCUUCAUAGCCAACCUCCUGGUAUACGCCACGUUCCUGCCCCUCGUAGGUGACGAGGGUGACAUCAUCUACGUGGUGAUGCUGGCCAGGAGGUACUUCGGCGACUGGGCCAACCUCUCCUGCAGCGUGUACUAUUUCUGCUUCUUGUGCUUCGCUUACGGCAACAUCGUCGUAUUGUUCAUUUGCGCCUACAUCAUAUUUCACCUGAGGUUUCAGUUUUAUUUGAUAAUUGAACACAUGCAAACCCUGUCGGACGAUUACGAUUUGGAAAACGGAAUAAAUUACGAUGACAGUUACCAGAAAAGCGUACGCGAGAGGAUGGUGUUGUGUGUCAACCAGCACGUGAAUAUCAAGCGUGUGACCAGAAUGUUUUCCCACAUAACUAGAUUGCCAAUAGCUGGUGUUACAAUAAUUGCCUCCUCAGUCUUCGUAGCUACCGCAUUUUUUAUAGUAUCAGAGAUCAGUCCUCACAGCAACUUCAGGAUGUGCCUAAGUUCCAUAAGCUGCUUCACCAUUCUGAUGAGCGUUUGCAGCUUUGGAGAAAUGUUAGCGGAAGAGUCUAAUCACUUAUAUCGCAUCUGUCUUGAAAGCCCCUGGCCGUUUUGGAACAGAGAAAACCAGCACUGCUUGAUGAUGUUGAUGCUGGGAUGCUCCCAACCGCUGAAGAUAACUUUUUACAAUUUAUUGGACUUGAAUUACUCUUUUCUAUUAAAGAUAAUAAGCAUCACGUACAAAUUGCAAGCACUUUUCAUGAAGUACAAAUAG